AUGCGGGCGGCACGAUACUAUGGGAAGCGCGACAUUCGGGUGGAAGAUGUGCCUAUUCCCGAACCCGGAUCCAACCAAUGUCUCAUUGAGAUAGCCUGGUGUGGAAUCUGUGGGAGUGACCUUCACGAAUAUGUCGCAGGUCCCAUGGGAUGUCCGGUUCCGGAACGUCCACAUCCAUUGACGGGUGGUCAUAUUCCGGUAACCUUAGGGCAUGAGUUCUGUGGACGCAUCAAAAGUGCACCCUCGGGAUCAAAGUUCAAAGUGGGCCAAGCCGUGAUGGCCGACCCUCGAGUUUUGUGUUCGAAAUGUCAUUCUUGUAGCACAGGUAACGGCCAUACAUGUGAUGCACUUGGAUUCAAUGGAAUUAGCGGGGGCACUGCGGGAGGUGGCCUCUCCGAAUUUGCUGCCAUCGACGAGGACAUGCUGUACGCACUACCUGAGAGUGUCGACUUGGAUUUUGCGGCACUCAUCGAGCCCCUGACAGUCGCAUGGCACGCUAUCAAGACCAUCAACGCAAAGAUUGAAGGUCUCGAUGCGUUGAUCAUUGGUGGCGGUCCUGUCGGGUAUGCUCUUGCCUGCACUCUUCGGGCAGAAAAUGUCAAAAGUAUAUUAGUGAGCGAACCGACUCUUAAACGAAGAGAACAGGCAAAAGCAGUGGUGGACAAAGUCAUCGACCCAAGAUCUGAGAAUGUUGGGGACGUCUGCCGCAGUACCACAGGAGGCAAAGGCGUCGAUUUGGUCUUUGACUGCGCUGGCAUUCAAGUGGGCCUAGAAGCUGCAUUUGAUGCAAUUGUGCGUGGAGGAUACUUCGUCAAUGUUGCUGUUUGGGAGGUACCAAUGUCAAUUCCUUUCUACCAAUUCUUCCUCAAGGAAAUCAAAAUCUUCAGCUCUUGCUGCUACAACAAGCAGGACUUCGAGGAUGUCGUCCGCUUGAUAGGGCAAGGUAAAUUCCCAGGGUACCAGAACAUGGUAACAGAUCGGAUAUCGGUUGAGGAUAUUGUCAGUAAAGGAUUCGAGGAAUUGGUCAAUAACAAAGACGACCACAUCAAGAUUCUCGUAUCGCCUAAAUAG
Molecule: messenger RNA, 1071 nt
Organism: Exophiala bonariae
Lineage: Eukaryota; Fungi; Ascomycota; Eurotiomycetes; Chaetothyriales; Herpotrichiellaceae
Exons: 4
Coding region: 1-1071 (356 amino acids)
Biological process (GO): butanediol biosynthetic process
Cellular component (GO): cytoplasm
Molecular function (GO): (R,R)-butanediol dehydrogenase activity
Source: RefSeq, a predicted model, not a curated record